AUGCCACACUCUCUGACUGCUAGUCUGACAAAAGUUUCGAUCCUUGGCGCCGCGGGCGGCAUCGGUCAGUCGCUGUCGCUUCUGUUGAAAACACAGCUGAACAUGUACCUGGGGGACCUGCAGAACACACACAUCCACCUGGCGCUUUACGACGUCAACCAAAACGUGCUUGAGGGCUUCGCCGCGGAUCUGUCUCACGUGGACACGCCAAUCAGCGUGUCGUACCACUCGAGCAGCACGCCCAAUGGCAUAAGGGACUGCCUGGUCAACACGGACUUGAUCCUGAUACCCGCGGGCGUGCCCAGAAAGCCGGGCAUGACCCGGGAGGAUCUGUUGAGUAUCAACGCAGGCAUCAUCUCGCAGCUGACGGAGUCCAUCGAGGCGCACGCGGAUCUCAGCAGGGUGUUCGUUUUGAUCAUUUCCAACCCGGUCAACUCGUUGGUCCCGGUCAUGGUGGAAAAACUGAACCGAAGCGCGGCCAGUGAAGGGUUGCAGAUCGAGAGAAGAGUCUUUGGGAUAACCACGCUGGAUACUGUCCGUGCUUCGACGUUCUUGAGGGAAGUGAUGGUCAAACACGACCCCACCACGAUAUCGGAUCCGCUGCCUCAAGUUCCUGUGAUCGGCGGUCACUCGGGGGAAACGAUAAUGCCAUUAUUUUCGUUAGCGCAGCCUUUCUGGCAACUCUCGGCCGACGAGAGAAAGUAUUUGGUCCACCGUGUUCAAUUCGGGGGGGACGAGAUUGUCAAGGCCAAGAAAGGUCUUGGCUCUGCGACGUUAUCGAUGGCCCAUGCUGCAUUCAAGGAGACCGUCAAAUUUUUGACGCUGAUUAUUGGCAAGUCAAGAACCAUCCAGGGUACGUUCUACAUAUCGUUGUUGAACCGGGAAAAAGCCCCUGUCAACGAGUCAGCUCGGAAGCUUCUACCGCUGAUUGCGAACCAACCCUAUUUUUCCGUACCAGUAACUAUCGAACCAGCCAAUGGCUACACGGAUAUCUAUUACAAGAUCGUUGAGGUCAUGGAUAAGUAUGAGAGAAACACUAUGCUGCCGCAAUGUCUGUCCAAGAUUGGCAGUAGCAUUGAAGCCGGUGUGUCAAUCGGAUCCGCUGACAAAUCUUGA
Zygotorulaspora mrakii is the source of this 1116-nucleotide messenger RNA. RefSeq names its product malate dehydrogenase MDH2 (gene MDH2). The transcript has a single exon. Lineage: Eukaryota; Fungi; Ascomycota; Saccharomycetes; Saccharomycetales; Saccharomycetaceae. Gene Ontology annotation, cellular component: cytoplasm. Gene Ontology annotation, biological process: malate metabolic process; tricarboxylic acid cycle. Gene Ontology annotation, molecular function: L-malate dehydrogenase (NAD+) activity. Bases 1 to 1116 code for a protein of 371 amino acids. The record is from RefSeq and is a predicted model, not a curated record.